ACGCUCUGGGUGUCUGCUCCAAGGCCUGCGGCUUAGGUUCUUUCUGGUGGGGCUGCGCCCAUUGUUGGUGUAGCCGGAGUGAUUUGGUAUGGCCCCCUUAGAAGCUUCGUGACUGUGGGGAGCACCGAGCCAGAAGCGGACAAGGUCGGGGAGAGCUGUGGCUGAAGAAUGAGUAGCAGAAAAGGGAAAGUCAGGGGCCGAGUGGCCGGUCUGGCUUAGAAAUCCUGUAGACGGUGUAGGGACCUGUGAUCAGCGAGGCAGGACUGAGUUGGCGAAGGCUGAUGCCUCCAUUUUACAGCUCAGCAUUCUCAAUACACCACCCUUACCCAAAAGAAGAGCGCAAAGUAGAAAGGAAUGUUCACUAUUUAUCUCAUUGUCUGAUCCCAGAUUUCUUCUUCCUGGAAAACCUGAUGUUUGACCAGAUGGCAGUAACAUUUGAAGAUGUGACUGUUAUUUUCACUUGGGAGGAAUGGAAAUUUCUGGAUUUUUCUCAAAAAAAGCUCUACAGAGAAGUCAUGUGGGAGAACUACACAAAUGUCAUGUCAGUAGGAAACUGGAAAGAGAGCUACAAGCCCCCAAAAGAAAGAUUCAGAUAUUUAGAACAUGAAAAUCUUUGUUGCUGGCAAGGUUGGAGAAAUGCUAGCCCUCAGACAUAUGAGAACCAAAACUAUGUGGAAACGAUUCAAGGGAUAGAUUCUAAAGACCUAAAGCAGCAAGACCUUUUUCACUAUCAAGAAUGGUUAGUAUUUUCCACACAAGUACCAGGUUAUGGGAACUAUGAACUGACUUUUGAAGGCAAAAGUCCCAGGAAUUUAAAACAUACAAAGUUUAGACCUUGGCGAUCCUUAGAAACAAAACACCCUCAAGACAGUGGUAGAGAAAUCUAUGUGAGUGAUUCACAUGGUUUUCAAGGAAACAGAUACUCUAUUGGCAUAUCCAGGAAACAUCUCUCCACUGAAAAAGAACAGAAGCUCCUAGUUCAGCAUUCUUAUGUCCCAAAAGAGGAAAGUCUUCCAGAGUACAUUGAGGAGAUAUGCCAAAAUGACCUACUGAAAGAUUCUAUGGAAGUGAAAUACUGUGGAUGUAGUCAAUGUAAAGAGAUUUAUUACUGGAACUCAAAAUGUGUUUUCCACAAGAGAAAUCAACUUGGAGAAAAGUUUUGUCAGUGCUCCAUUAGCACAGAAUGUUUCUCUCAAGGAUCAGACCUGUACAGACAUCCAAGGAUCCACAUAGGUAAGAAGCUGUACAGAUGUGAUGAAGGUAACAAUAACUUUAGUCGGAGCAUAGGUGUUCAUUUGCAUCAGAAAGUCCACACAGGGAAGAUUCCUUAUAUAUGUAAUAUGUGUGGUAGGGCCUUCGGUCAGAUCUCUAGUCUUCACAAUCAUCAAAGAGUCCAUACAAAAGAGGAACUCUAUAAACUUGAGUGCGGAAAGGACCUCAGUAGAGAUUCGUUACUUCACUUUCACCAGAGACUUCACAUAGGAGAGAAGCCUUUUAAGUGCAAUCAGUGUGGCAAGGGUUUUAGUCGGAGUUCAGUACUUCAUGUUCAUCAGAGAGUCCACACAGGAGAGAAACCAUAUAAAUGUGAUGAAUGUGGUAAGGGUUUCAGUCAGAGCUCAAAUCUUCGAAUUCAUCAGUUAGUCCACACAGGAGAGAAGUCCUAUAAAUGUGAUGACUGUGGUAAGGGCUUUACCCAGCGCUCAAACCUUCAAAUUCAUCAGAGAGUGCAUACAGGAGAGAAGCCUUAUAAAUGUGACGACUGUGGAAAGGACUUUAGUCACAGCUCAGAUCUUCGCAUUCAUCAGAGGGUCCAUACAGGGGAAAAACCCUAUACUUGUCGUGAAUGUGGAAAGGGCUUCAGCAAAAGUUCAAAGCUUCACACUCAUCAAAGAGUACAUACUGGAGAGAAACCCUAUAAAUGUGAACAGUGUGGUAAGGGAUUUAGUCAGCGGUCACAUCUUCUCAUUCAUCAGAGAGUCCAUACAGGAGAAAAACCCUAUAAAUGUGAUGACUGUGGAAAGGGCUUUAGUCACAGCUCUAAUCUUCACAUUCAUCAAAGAGUCCACACAGGAGAGAAGCCUUAUCAAUGUGCUAAGUGUAGUAAGGGUUUCAGUCAUAGCUCAGCUCUUCGAAUUCAUCAAAAAGUUCACACAGGAGAGAAAUCCCAUAAAUGCCAUGAGUUUUAUAGGAGGUUUGAUCAGAAUUCACAUCUGUACAAUAAUCACAGAAAAAACUUGUAAUUCUGUUCAG
This is a messenger RNA of Pteronotus mesoamericanus, 2250 nucleotides long. It is a transcript of the gene ZNF214, whose product is annotated as zinc finger protein 214. The record is from RefSeq and is a predicted model, not a curated record. The coding region runs from base 282 to 2240 and encodes 652 amino acids. Lineage: Eukaryota; Metazoa; Chordata; Mammalia; Chiroptera; Mormoopidae. Gene Ontology annotation, molecular function: RNA polymerase II cis-regulatory region sequence-specific DNA binding; DNA-binding transcription factor activity, RNA polymerase II-specific. Gene Ontology annotation, biological process: regulation of transcription by RNA polymerase II. The transcript is spliced from 5 exons.